Messenger RNA from Panicum virgatum (switchgrass), 2268 nucleotides. RefSeq lists its product as uncharacterized. Gene Ontology annotation, molecular function: protein dimerization activity. Bases 1 to 2268 code for a protein of 755 amino acids. Lineage: Eukaryota; Viridiplantae; Streptophyta; Magnoliopsida; Poales; Poaceae. The record is from RefSeq and is a predicted model, not a curated record. The transcript is spliced from 4 exons.
AUGCCGUCGCCGCCACAGAAUGAAGCCGUGGCCAAUGAAGCAGGCGCCACAGGUUCCUCCGCUGCUGAAAUUGCCUCCUCAGCUGCUCCAGAUGGUCAAUCCAUAGUAGAGAAGGCCAUAGCUGAACUGCCACCAACUCUUGCAGAGAUGGCUAAAGAUCCUAAGAGAAAAGCAAAAUCUAGAGACCCUAGAUGGAAAUAUGGGUUCUGGCCAGAUCCUCUGAAGAAGGAGAUGGUGCAAUGCAUAUUCUACAAGAAGGUUGUUCCUGCAGGAAUCAAAAGGUUCAAGCAGCACCUUGCUGGAGGCUAUGGUGAUACAAUAAAAUGUCCACAAGCACCAGAGUUGAUCUGCAAAGAGAUGAGCAUUUACCUGAAAAAGAAUGCAAGAAGUGUGAUUGUGCAAGUGGAUGAAGGUGAAGGUGAAGGUGGAGGUGAACAAGAACAAGAGCAAGGUGCAGAGGAGGGUGAAGCUGUUGAACAAGUAGCAGUACCAAGUUCUGGGACAAGGCUUAAGCAAGCAAAGGCAGCAAAGCUGAAAGUUUCUCAAGCUGCAAUCACUUCUUUUAUGGUUUCUGGUCCAGUAAAACCACAAACACAAAAGUACUCCAAGUCAAUAAGUUCAAUGCUUUGCGAUACACCAGAGGAAGUAGUAGCAAAAAGGCAUAAAUAUGGUACUUCACAACCUACUCUUGAGCACUGCACAAAGAAAUCUAAGGAGGCCAAAGAAAUUGUUGAUGAUCAUGUCGCUGAUUUCUUUUAUGAGAAUGACAUAGCUUUCAAUGUCAUCAAUUCAAGAAGCUUUGAGAUUAUGGUUGAGUCCAUUGGGCAAUAUGGUCCUGGGUAUCGUGCACCAACAUUUCGUGAAAUUAGGGAGGAGCUGCUUGAAAGGGCUGUGCAGCGAACAACGGAACUGAGGAAGAAGCAUGAGAAGGCUUGGAAGGAAUAUGGUUGCACGAUCAUGUCCGAUGGUUGGACUGACACAAGCCGGCGUCAUCUCAUCAACUUUUUUGCCAACAGCCCAGCAGGGACCUUCUUCCUAGGCUCAGUGGACGCUUCAAGUGAAGUAGCUAAUGCACAAAUGUUAGCAGAUUUAUUGGAAAAGCAAAUUGAUAAGGUUGGAAAGGAAUAUGUUGUGCAGAUAGUCACAGACAAUGGAGGCAAUUUCAAGGCAGCGGGAAGGAUUCUAAUGGAGAGGAUCCCUCAUUUGUUUUGGACACCUUGUGUAGCACAUUGCUUGAAUUUGAUGAUGCAGGACAUUGGGCAGAAAAAGGAAUUCAACACAACUAUCAAUAUGGCAAAGAAAUUGUCCAGAUUUCUGUACAAGCAUGGAAGGCUUCUUGAGUUUAUGAGAAAGAAAAUAGAUGGAGAUCUUGUCAGACCUGCUGUGACUCGCUUUGCUACAUCAUAUCUCACUUUGGCAAGUAUGUUUGAAAAGAGACAAGGUUUGAAGGCUUUGUUUGUUAGUCCCCAAUGGAGUAGCAGCGCCUGGUCCAAAUCUGCUGAAGGACAGCAAUCAGAUGGAGAUGAGACACCAGCAGCACCUGAGAUUAUGGCAGCAAUGGAAGUGGCAAAGAGCACAAUCAAGGAGGACCUGAGAGCCAAUAACACUUUACUUAAACAAGUAAUGGACUGCUAUGACAGGAGGUGGGAAAACCAAAUGGAGCAAAAGUUGUAUGGUGCAGCCCUAUUCUUGAAUCCAGGCAAGUUCUUUGCCAUAAGGGAGAAGGACAGGAGGCAAGCUACAAGGCUAAGGUCCAUGUUCAAUGAUGUUUUUUGGAAGAUGGUGGCGGAUGAUGAUGAACAGUGCAAGAUUAGUAAGCAAGCUGAUGAUUAUGAGAGGUCUGAAGGUGAUUGCUUCUCAAAGCCAAUGGCAAUAAGAGAGAGAGAUAACAAGAAUCCUAUUUUGUGGUGGGGAUCAUAUGGUGGCCUAGCAUAUGAGCUCCAAAGUUUAGCAAAAAGAAUUGUGAGCCUUUGUUGUUCUACUUCUGGAUGUGAACGUAAUUGGAGCACAUUUUCUCAUGUCCAUACCAAAAAGAGGAACAGAUUAGAGCACAAAAGGUUGAGCAAGCUGGUGUAUGUUAGCUACAACCGGAAGAUGUCAAAUAGAUUUCAAAAAAUUAGAGAACUUGGCUCCAAAGCAAAGAAAUCCAACCCUCUGAUUCUUGAAGAAUUUAAUUGGGAGAGUGAAUGGGUUGAUGUAAAUUCUGAUCCAGUUCACACAGGAGCAGCAGUAGAUGCACCAGGAUAUUGGGGGCACCACGAGCAGUAG